UUCAGCAUAACAGAGAUCGUACCCAAUUUUUUAUACCUUGGACCUGAAAUUACAUCACCAGAGCAACUGGACAUACUCAAAUCAAGAUCGAUCCGGAGAAUCUUGAAUAUGGCCGAAGAAUGCGAUGAUGAUAUACCCGGACUAAAGGAAUCUUUUGUCUACUGCAAGAUACCAGCAAGAGACACGGUAGAAAUGAAAAAUGUUCAAGACACACUGCGGACGGCCGUACAAGUUAUCAAUACUGCAAGACGACAUUAUGAACCGGUCUAUGUGCAUUGUAAAGCAGGCAAGUCAAGGUCAGUCGCCGUCAUCUUGGCUUAUCUUGUUCUCUCUGAAAAGUGGACUUUGAAAAGAGCUUACCAACUCAUUGUCAAGGAAAGGCCUGGAGCAUCACCCAAUAUUGGGUUUGUGGCAGAAUUGUUAAAACUGGAA
This is a messenger RNA of Rhizopus microsporus ATCC 52813, 432 nucleotides long. Its product is annotated as phosphatases II. Gene Ontology annotation, cellular component: cytoplasm. The annotation marks the transcript as partial. The record is from RefSeq and is a predicted model, not a curated record. Gene Ontology annotation, biological process: protein dephosphorylation; negative regulation of MAPK cascade. The transcript is spliced from 2 exons. Lineage: Eukaryota; Fungi; Mucoromycota; Mucoromycetes; Mucorales; Rhizopodaceae. Gene Ontology annotation, molecular function: MAP kinase tyrosine/serine/threonine phosphatase activity; protein tyrosine/threonine phosphatase activity.